UCAAGGGGCCACUAACACACCAUUAAAUAUGACCAUAGAAGAAGAGUCCCUAUAUUUAUGUGAUGGCGCAGAAACGGAAGUACAAACAGAAGACUUCCGGGUGGUUUACAUAUUAACAAUGCAACAGCGGGAGGAGAAGCAGCUGGAGGUGGCGGUGGAGUCUCUCAUCUCCCGGGUGGCUCACGUUAAAAACGCUCUGAACAUCUUCAUCUACAAGCUGGAGAAUGAGUACGACCGUCUGACAUGGCCGUCUGUUUUGGACAACUUUGCCCUCCUCUCCGGUCAGCUGAACACCAUCAACAAGCUGCUGAAGAACGAGAAGACUCCAGCUUUCCGGAGUCAGGUCAUAAUCCCGCUGCUCCUAUCUCCAGACAGGGAUGAGGAUUUAGCUAAACUCACAGAGCAGCGGGUCCCGGUGUUCAGUCACGAGAUUGUGCCGGAUCACUUGAGGACGAAGCCCGACCCGGAGGUGGAGGAGCAGGAGAAGCAGCUGAGUGCCGAGGCGGGCCGGAUUGGUCAGGAGGUGGCUCAGAAGCAAAUCCAGGCUCUGAACAAGCUGUGUUCCAACAUCCUGGAGAAGCUGAACAACCCUCGAGAGGACAGGGAGGCUGAAGCUUCUGCAGUGCGGCAGAACAAGGCGUCCUUCAACCCCACUGACACCAGUGCCUUGGUAGCAGCUGUGGCUUUCGGGAAGGGACUCUCCAAAUGUAGACCACCUGGCCCUGUGGCCCCCGGCCACCCAGGGCAGGGGCCCAUGAUGAGUGGAGGCCCAACGCUGCAGCAGGUCACUAUUGGUGGUGGUUCAAACCAGCAAGCAGGUAUGGGAGGACCUGUGCCUCCCCAGCAGCAAGGACAGACUGGAAAAAUGCCAAGCAGCAUCAAGACAAACAUCAAAUCUGCAUCGGGUUCCAUUCAUCCUUACAACCGAUGACCCCCUCCGCCCGCCUCCCUGCAGCAUGGAUUAAGGAACAUCUGCAGUCUGCUCUCAACAUCCCCCUGUGAAGCUCUCUUUACAGCCACUAGGUGGCAGCAUGUGAUCCUUUAUAGCUGAACAGAACCUGUUUUCAAUAAAACCCAGAAAAGCA
This is a messenger RNA of Oryzias melastigma (Indian medaka), 1085 nucleotides long. It is a transcript of the gene med8, whose product is annotated as mediator complex subunit 8. NCBI's taxonomy places the organism in Eukaryota, Metazoa, Chordata, Actinopteri, Beloniformes, Adrianichthyidae. Gene Ontology annotation, biological process: regulation of transcription by RNA polymerase II. Gene Ontology annotation, molecular function: RNA polymerase II cis-regulatory region sequence-specific DNA binding; transcription coregulator activity. Bases 29 to 931 code for a protein of 300 amino acids. The transcript has 7 exons. The record is from RefSeq and is a predicted model, not a curated record. Gene Ontology annotation, cellular component: core mediator complex; mediator complex.